AAGAGAGGAUAAAUGAUAAGGCAUCCGUGAGUGGCAUUAUUGCAACUACUGAAGGAGGCUCAUCGAAAGAGGAGUUAAAAGAAGUUCUAAGGAAAAGCCUUGAAAACUAUAAGCGAAGUAGAAUCGAACCUAAUAUAUGUACCAUGAAUCCUAAUCGUAUAUCUCCAUGUUACAAUAAAUGUUGUUUUAAAAGGUACAAAGACGAGUCCCGGAAAAAGAAAAGCAAAAAAAGAGAGAAUGAGAGUUCUGGCUCUAAAAGAGAAAAAAGUUCUCAGGCCACUAAAGCGGUUUCUUCUCAAUCGUUAAAAGCUGACUCUAAACAAAAAACAGGUGCUUCACCUGCUCGAAAACGUACGAAAGAUCGCAAAUCGAGGACGAAAAGGAACGAGUUUGAAAAAAUAACUGGAAAGAAAGUGGCUUUGUUCACACCGAAAAACAGCAGUGAAGACGGAAGUUCAAGUCCGUUUCUCACGAUAAGAAGUCCACAAAUGUCAACGAGUUCACAAAGUCCGUCGGUUUCACAUGUUCCGACGAUUCGCAAAUGCGUUGAAGUUGGAGCCCCAUCAAAGUUUCAGCGUUAUCUUAUUCAACCGAACAGUAUUGAACAUCCGCGUUCUGGGAUUGUGUUUUCUUUGCCAACUACAAGCAAUGCGAAUCCUACUCCAAGAUUCAGCAAUAGCCAGGCAGGGAAAACAACUCUUUUUUCGAAUCCGGCAAGAUCCUAUUUCGACACAAGUAGUUCUUCAAAUCAGGUAUUGACAAAGAGAACGAAACCUAAAGACUAUUUUCCAGGUUUGAAUGUUGGGGGUACCUGUGUCAGCGAAACUAAAACUACCCAUCCGAAAGCAUGCGUGAAUACACAGGCUCAAAAUCAGAUACUGGAAGGUGCAACCUUCCCGAAAGCGAGCAAUGCAUCUGAUUCAAAUUAUCAGUCUUCGUUUAAAAAGUACCAGCAAACCUAUAAUUCUAAUAGUUUGCUUCAUAUAAGUCCGUUAAGUUGUGAAGAGAACGAGACGAACGUUCGUCCUCAGACCAACUUUGGGAAGAAUAGAUUCCAUAACACUUAUUACACUUCCAAUGGAAUUGAAAAUCAAAGUUUAAAUCAGGCAAAUGGAACUCAGUUUUUGAAGAAUUCGGUUUCUAGAAUCUCAAGUAUCAAAGCAACUAAUGCUAACGAAUAUAUUCAAAAAGAUCGUUUCAGAAACUCAGCAGUAGGAAUUUCUGGAACCACUGGAGGUAGACUGGAAAUCAAUGAACCAACUAUCGGUCGUGACUUACUCUUCAGCAAGGAUGAAUCUCUAUUAGAAAACCAAAUUCCCUACCUUGAUUGCCUACAAGAUCCACUACCAGCCCCAAUGGAAAAUCCAGAAGAAGAUCCAUUUGAUUUUGAAUUUUCCAAUGAUUCUCAAAAAAUGGAUGAAAUAAACUCUCAUGUAGCAGAACACAUUAUCCCAGAUAUUCUACAGCCCACUAAGCCAAAGAUCAUGAAGUGUGAGACCCUCCCUUCUGAUUUUAUUCAACUUCUGCCUAGGUCUCAAACGUCUGUUAAAAACGAAAAUUCAACUUUUGAAGAAUCUGGAAGGAAGAGUCAGAUACUUUACAAUGAACACUCUGCCGAUGAUCAGAAAAUUGCCAUCCUAAAAAUAAAUAAUACGGGGCAAUUGCAGAAAAAUGAUUUGCAGGAGAGUCAGAAAUCUGAUGAAAUCAUGAGUGGCGAUAACUCGGUUAAUUUAGGCCUCACGGCUACACAAGCGAGUGCUAUGUUAACUUCAAACUUGGGCCCUGAUUUGGAUAAUGUAGGAUUGGACUUUUUAAACGUAGAUUUAUUUGGAGACGACAUGGUUAAUAACAACGAAAAAAUGCUUCUGCAUAGCAAUGGGAAUAUUAACCAACCAGUUGAGAUAAAGGAAUCGAAAACUUUUCUAGGUAGCGAAUUUGAGAAUAAUAACGAAAUGGUCACGGAAACCAAUGAAGGUAUUCAUAUGAGCAAUCCGGUUGAGGCAAUAGAGCAGCAACUGAGUUUAAACGUAGUUAACGGAUCCGUAGUUAUGAAAGGAAUUGAGUGCACAGAAGGUCCUUUACCCCAUAUAAUGAACUUAUUCAAUAAGAACCUUCGACCCUCUAGCAAACCAAAAAAAUCUCAAAAUACAGUGAAUAAUAGUUUGAGCGACUGUGAAGAAACAACUUACACCGCGAGUAAUUUAGAGGAACUUAAUAGCGUUGCAGGAACUUCGGAAAUCAUUGAAGGUUUCUCUAAUUUCAAAGGAUCCGAUUGGAAUUCUUCAAAUUUCGCGAGUGAAGGAGUCAACAAUCACUACAGCUUCCCAAAUCACCGGAAACGAAGAUGGUUUGAUGAUAAACAGACAGUAGAGCAAUCAGGUGAGAAGAAGGUAAAGUUGAAGAGAAGAAAGUGGAAUUAUUGCGCUAAUGAAGGCGAAUACACCGACACCUCGUCCGAAAUCUCCAGUUCCUGUAAAUCCAGCUUGAAUGAUUCCGACCACAAAGUGUUCAACUACACAGAGAUAUGUGAUGAUAAUCGGAAUGAUCUUCAAGUUUACAGAGAGGAGAGUGGCGUUGGGGAUUCUGUUGUUCAAAAUGAUUCGGCACAUGUAAGCCUCGCGAAUUUGUUAGUUAUGGGAGAACAGAAAAACUUUGUUAAAGAGGAACUCAAGGUGGAAGCUGUUGUCAAAACGAAAUUAGAAGCUAAAGUGCAACCAGUAUUAGAAACUAAAGAUCAAGCAAGAGUAGAAACAACAAAAGUCCAUGCAAGGGUUGAAGCGAAAGAAAUAUUCAGAGAGUCUGCCCCGGUGAAAGAAUCGCUGGUCGAUCCCGAGCCAGAGCCUGAGCCUGAACGCGGAGACUCCGACAGUCAACCUCGAAAAGUAAGAAAAGCGAAGAAUUCGCCCAUUCGUCGUAAGAGAAGAAGAGCUGGUUAUCGCUCCAAGUUUUCUCCGAGCAACUACUCAAACAGCAGUAGCGAAACUUCGGAUGAUGAGUUUACGACAAAAAAUAGUUCGUCAUCAGAGGACGAGCUCGAAAGUAAGGACCGUUUGUUAAAGGCGCGACUUCAAAGAGAACUCAAGGAUAUUCAAGGUUAUCAGGAAAUCAGCGAGAACUCAAAUUCCCAAAUAAUCGACACCCCCAUCACUGGCGAGGAUGAUCAAGAUAUACAGGAUGAUAUCCUUUCCGUCAUUGCGUCACCGUCGUUGAUGCUGAUGGACGUUGCAACUUCUUCGAGGUGUCCAUCCCCCAUGCUGCUUCCUAAAAUAGAUCAAAACAGUGAUUAUUCGGAUAAUACAGGGGAUAGCUAUUUCGAUACUUUUCAUCGUAAAAAUCAGGAAGAGUGUAACCGAGAUUUGAGGACCUUGCUUAACACUAAGCAAGGACACGAUGUGGUAGAUGGAAUAUUUGCGCGUCCUUUGCCACCCCAGAAUAGGGUCAAAAAUCAAAAUCAGCCUCUCCCUCAUUCGAGUAAGCAGUUGAUUGUCUUUGAUCAAGUAGCAACAACGAGUAGACCUCCAGUUAAUCGAAUAUUUGUCGGUGUUUGCCAUCGAUUCUUGACCACUGGCAUAUGUACCAGAAAGCUUUGUACAUUUGAGAACCAGAUACCAGUCAGGCUCCAGAUAAAGGAUUAUACUAAGCAAGAUGAAGUGUUUGAAAGAAUGCGUCACGGCAUCAAAGCGUCAUUUAAGUUUUUUGUUCAAUCGAUUUAUAAAACGUCUUUGAAACGACUAAGUUACGAUUUGUGUUUAAGAUUUUUUACUGAAGUAUGUAAUGCAAAUUAUCUGAGCGAACAGAUGCUGAGCGACACAGUAGAAACAUUGUGGCAAAAACAAGGGCCUAUUGGUAAAGUUGUUAGGGAUAUUAUUGAGCAGCCCAUUGAACCAGCGAUAGCACCUGAAUAUUUCUUGCGACUUUUAAACAUAGUUGCACCCAACGCUCCGAAAAAUGAUUACUGGGAGACAUUGCACCCAUUAAUAGAAAAAGUUAACUUUCCUCCCUAUAUGCUUGAGCAAAUUUUGAAUCAAUGCAUCCAUGAUCGAGGAAACGAGCCUCGCAUUGAAGCGGUCUAUGAACAUUUUGUGCGAACUGAGCGCUAUCAAGUAGUUAGAACUGAUACAUGGAUUACUUUUUGCAAACUUCGAGGCGAAUUGGAAGAUAAGAGACAGAAAGAUACAGCGCAAUUGUCGGGUGUACGAUUUUAUAACAGUGAGCAAAAUUAUUCGAAUCAAGGGAUUGCGUCGCCUGAUGCUGGAGCUGAUUUCCGGAGUCCUACUUAUUAUCACAAUGGGGAUGAUAAUGUGGACAUGGACUUAUGCAGUGUUGUCACUUACGAAAGUGGCAAUUCGUACAGAUUAAUGCCAAUUGAGGACUUGGCUCCACCGCAAUCAAAUAUGAGAGAACGUGAUAGGUUUUGGAAGUUUUAUGAUCACUUGGAAAGUUUGCGGAAUGGUUUGAAGCACGCGGAUUACCAACAUGUAGUCAGCAUUUUAAAACAGUACGUGAGCGCAGAGCGUACACUGUUUACCCGCCACUGUCAUAAAGUGCUUGCUACAGAAGUCAAUAAAUCUCAAGCCCAUAUGGAAAAUACCAUCAAGAUAGCAGUCCAAACUGGGGAGCUUUUCGAGCUGCGAGAUAUAUUGUACCGGCUAGGAACGUGCGUGUUGAUUGAUUUAGCUGAUCAGGGAUUAUGGGUUCAUGCGUACGAACUGCUUAAGACUCUCCAGACUUACAAUCUGCAUAAAAAUAACGCCGGUUUCACUCUCCUCGCAGCUGAGAUUUGCUUAGCUAAUCACCGAUACUUGAAGGCUCUAACAUUACUAAAACAGAACGAUAUUAUUUUCACCAACUGCAAGAAAUGGAAAGUGGCCAGCGACCCAGGGGACGUUCAUCUUCGAACAUCGACAGUGACCCUUUUGUUAGAAUCUUUGUGUCAAGACUUUGCAGAAAAAGCUUUUUUCAUUUUCGAUUUAAUUCUCGGCGAACAACCUUCCAAUUCCUAUCCAGUGGAUCUCACGAGAGUAGUGGACAAGCUGAUGUUGUCCUUAAUUACACAAAAUCACGUAGAUCUAGUCACGAAUUUGUGCAAAAAGGCAAUGCGGUACCAUUUAAAUUUUCACGUAACAACUUUCCGUUGUGUAAUCACUGUACUAGUACCGAAUGAUUUAGUUUUGGCACGCCAGUUUCACCAGUACGCAACUCAACUUGGUGUAUACAGUCCAAUAAAGGUUCAUAAUCCUCUCACUCGCGUGAUUAUCAACGUGGAUUGGUCCGAAGAGGAAAUGUACAUAGUAGUCUUAGAGUUUUUGAGGAAACUGUUUCUCAAUAUUGGAUUCGCAGCCUCUCACCUCGGGCCAAACACGCUUGUAGUGUUUUUUGUGUUUGAAAUAGUACCUGAGCGAAAGCAACUUUACCAUGAGCACACUGAUUCCAAGAGAGACGAGAAUCAGAGGGUAAAUAAAAGCAAAUCAAUGAUGCGAGAUAUGCUUGAAAAGCGAUUCGAUCCACCAAUUAGAUUUGUGAAAAAAGAUAGUGGUAGAAUAUGUAAAAUCAAUAGCCGCAGCCUGGUAGAUUAUUUGAAAGCCGGUCACAUCGCUGCUUAAAUGUGCGGAUUCAACAGCUGCAAAAACGGUAUAUAUUUUUUGGAUUAUUUUUAACAUUUUAAAACUACUUCAUAGUCAUUGAAGUAUCGUUUUGAAUCCGAAAAAAUAUUUGGAUACAAAAUUUAAAAAAGUGAAUCACAAAUCGAGAAAUUUAAUUUUCAUGUUUUUUUUAUUUUUUUAUUACUGGACGUUAAUACAUAUUGAAAUGUACUUUCCGUCCAGCUACAUUUUUUGUGAUUAAUCCUGUUGGAAUUUUAUCAAUAUUGUUAAUCGCUCAUUGAUCAAAUUCAUGAUGAUGAUUGCCAACGAGUCUGUGAUAUAAAGCUUUCCAAAUCGUUUAAUUACAUUUUUAAAUAGCAUAGACAACUUAAAUUCUUUGGAAGAAUUUUAGUACGACAAGUUUGAAGCAAAUAGUCAAGAAGUAUCGUAGGUUUAACUUGAAAAUUGACUUUUCGUAUUGUAGAAAUAUGCUCCAUUUCAUAUGUUGAUUUAAGUUUUAAGCCGUAUUAAGCAAACUUUUUAGUGUGCCAAACGAAUUUCUCUGAGUAAUUCAAUAACAUUAAUUUUGUUUGGAGUUUCUUAAGAGUAGUUUUUUUUAUUCUAGCACACAAGUUGUUAUCGAAAUUGUUUUUAUUUUUUUAAUGCGAAAACUUAGUAGUAAUUUUUGGUUUUAGGAUAGACUAAAAAACGAUUGAAAGCUUUAUUUGUAUUUUAAAUAUUCAUAGCAUCGUGGUUAUAGUUGAUGACAUACAUUAGGUUUUCCAAUAAGUUAGAUAGCCAGUGCCUAUUACUGGGAGAUAAUCAAAUUUAUAGUUCGAUGUGUCGUUAUCUCAUUUAUUGAAAUACUCUUGUACAUUUUUAUAUUGGAAGAAUUACCAGAAAAAAAGAGGCUUUUGGUAAAUAUUAGUUCUGUAAUAGUAAAUUAAUAUCUUUCAUUAUUGUACAGUUGUAAUAAACAAAUCAAACACACAUA
This is a messenger RNA of Belonocnema kinseyi, 6576 nucleotides long. RefSeq lists its product as uncharacterized. NCBI's taxonomy places the organism in Eukaryota, Metazoa, Arthropoda, Insecta, Hymenoptera, Cynipidae. Bases 144 to 5603 code for a protein of 1819 amino acids. The transcript is spliced from 10 exons. The record is from RefSeq and is a predicted model, not a curated record.